CAGCAAGUUUGAAGGAAGGCAGUCGUUUUACAGCUACAGAUUUGCUACUUGGGGGCCCAGCAUGUAGCUGAUCUUUGAAGAUCAGUUUUUUCCCAAAAAUUCCUGAACUUCUCAGCCACAUUUCAAAGGCGAGAUAAGAACGACAGAAGCAUCCCAAGAAGCCAUGUUACAGAAAAAGGUGGUGGCAGCACAGAAACGAGGGGAGACCAGGGCCCUAUGGCUAGGUUUGGGAAUGAUGGCCUGCUCAGCAAUGAUGUAUCUUUUUAUUCUUAUCGUCCUGGAGCCUUUACACAGAAGAAGUGUCUGGGCUGAUGAAAGUGAAUGCAAUGUAGUGAAAGCUAACAUCAAGGAAAAAAUCCAUUGUUCAUUCAUUGAAGGCUCUGAAGAUAAAGAUAUUUUUCACUAUCCUUGUCUGGAAAUCUAUGUGAAUUUAACUCAUUUAGGGCAAGUAGUAAUGCUCUACCACACAGAGAACACUGUGGAUAGAAAUCCCAAGUGCUCUUACAUACCACCUGAUAUGGAGAAUUAUAAACAAGUUCAGCAGCACGUAGAAAAGAUAAGAGACAAUUUCAGAAAGCAUCAGAGGUUUCCUUGCCAUUAUGACCCAUCAAGAAAAGAAGAGAGCGUCCUUUUCAAGAGAUUGUACCCCCCAGAAGGCCUUCUCAUUGCUUUUGCCUGGCCAACUGUGCUACUGAUUGGUGGAAUCUUGAUAGUCAUCUUGGUGAAACUAAGCCAGUAUCUUGCCUUACUCUCUGCUAAACAACGCAGAACACUCAUAUAGCUUUUUCUAGCUAAGAUCUGGGCUUUGUAUUCACUUUUGUACAGGUAGUCCUCGACUUACAACAGUGCAUUUAGUGACUGCUCAAAGUUACAAAUGGCACUGGAAAAGGGGACUUAUUUUUCACACGUAUGACCCUUAUGGCAUCCCCAUGGUCAUGUGAUCAAAAUUUGGAAGCUUGGCAGCCGACUCGUAUUUAUGAUGAUUGCAGUGUCCAGGUGUCAUGUUUUGAAAUCUUCUUACAAGCCAAAUCAGUGGGGAAGCCAGAUUCACUUAACAACUGUGUUACUAACUUAACAACUGCAACUGCAAUAAUUCACUUAACAACUGUGGCAAAGGUUGUAAAAUGGUGCAAAAUUCACUUAACACAUUUUUUACUUAGCAACAGAAAUGUUGGGCUGAGUUAUGGUCAUAAAUCAAGGAUUACCUGUAUUAGAGGCGAAUCAGGAGUAAGUUCACAAGUUUACACUAAGGAUAAACAACACUCUAGUAAAGAUAAGGAAAAUAUAGAUAAGAGGAGACCUCAAAUUAGACAGGAGACAUUCCAAUUAUACUUCUCUGAGUUCACCACAUUUUUUACAAGUUCAGUUAUAGUAUUUAAAUUUGAGAAAAUACCUUUUGUUAAUAUUUUUAGUCAUGGUGAGGAAUUUGGGUGAGGUAGCUAAUUUUUACUUACACGGUCACUGAACCAUAUAAGCACUGACUCAAUUGAAGGGGCGUUCUUUCCUCGGUAAAAUAGCUAAUGAAUUUCUGAGGUUACCCUGAACAAACUGAAGCAAGCUAUCCCAAAGAAACAGAAGUGCUCUAGGCAACGUAACAUGGAAAAUUGUGUUUGGAAAGUGGAGCAGAAAAAUGCACCAUGAGUUACUUUGAUAUUCAGUAUGGAGUUAACAGGAUUGGUUGCUGUCUGUUUCUGUCCUCCAGAAAAUGAGGUUUGGUCUAUUUGUGGUGACAUGACAACCAGGCAACAUAUUAUUAUUAUUAUUAUUAUUAUUAUUAUUAUUAUUAUUAUUAUUAUUAUUAUUAUUAUUAUUAUUAUUAUUAUUAUUAUUAUUAUUUUAAAUCAGUUUAUUCUAAGCAUAUUCCAAAUUUGUUUUUAAGAAAAUGAACAUCUAAGUAUCUGAUUAACCUUGAGUUAAUAAGUAAGUGAAAGUGAACUUACAUUUUUUUCCCUAACCUUCUUCAUUAGAGGUCAUUUCAAAAUUCAGGUGAUAAUAAAAAGAUUUUGGAUCUGAAGUUUAGAAAACUAGACAGUUACUGAGGCAUAUUAAUGCAGCACACACUUUUAUCCCUGCAAGAUCAGUUUAUUAUAUGGAAUGGCAGAUUCUGUUAAACUGAUGAUAACAAAAACUAUCUAUUCAGUAAUUGUGGGAUGGAAGAACAUACAUUUUUCAGUUGUAACGAAUCUGCAGGGAGUAAAAAUGCAUUUAUUUUAAUUAGAUUAUUCAAGGUGCAGUUUAUGUGAUUUUCUUCACCAGCCUUAAAGCAAGCACCAUAAAAAACUCAAUGUACUAGUAAAUUACUAUGAUGCACUACUGUAGUCAUUAUCAUUAGCUGUGCAUUAAGCUAACAUUUAUAGCUUUAGUGCUCAGUGAGCUGCACAGCUGCCUGCCUACGUGUUGCCUAAAGCCAUAGUUAACACAUUCACAGAAGCUUCUUAAAAGCAGAUACUAACUAUCAGGCCAAUAGCAGCUUGAGCUAAAGAAAUUAUGUCUGUGCAAUGUUUUCUGAUGAGCAACUCUUCACUGCUUACUACAAAGCAAUUAUUUUGCCAUAAUGAAUUGGCACUUGCAAUAAAAAACAUGGGUUGGUUAAAGGGAUAUUACUUGCUUUGAACACCAAUUUGUUCAGCAUUCUUUCUUCUCUCAUAAGGUUUAUCAUUGCCCAGCAAAUCACUGAUUUAGAUCUAAAAUUAAGACUGGACUGAAUUCUCCCAGCACACGUAUUCCCACAUUUAUUCUUUCUAGUAUAUGAACUCAGCCUAAACUAGACCCAAUUUGUUAAUCAUAGACCAUCUCUUCAUGAUCAGAAUUCUCUGUGUUGCUUUUGAAUCACUGUCCCAACAAUAGUUAGAAAUGUAUCCACUCAGCUUUAUUUGUUCUGCCAGUUUCACUAUUUUUAUGAUGUAUAAUUUUAGUAAGUAUGAUGAUUAUAAUGGUAAAAUGUAAUACAAACAAAAAUUAGAAAUAGAAAGAAAGAAUAAAAGGUGCAAGGAAACAAGAGAAGAAAUUAAUAUUUCUAUAAUAAAAAAAUAUAAAGAAAUGACUUCCAACCUUUGUCACAAGACUAAACAAAUUUAGUGAUUCUUCAUUUCCUCUUACGGUAGUUUACAAACAAUUAACUCUUCAACCUAUAUCCCAUCAGUUAUCUAUAGACAAAUUCAUAAAGCAUUAUCAUUUAAGUUCAUAAAGAGUUGCCAGAGAUAACAACAUAUCUUAUUUUAACCUUGAUCAAAUAAACCAACUUUAUAUUCCUUGUUUUUAUUUCUAACACUUCAUCUUUAGCCAAUUCAAAUAUUUUUAUCUAUUUAUUGGUAUUCCAUCUUUAUUAUUGUUGCAAAAUUUGUUUUUUCAUUAUUGCUUUUUUUGUCCCAUCACACAGAAUUUUAAUAAGCCUCUUUUGUAAAUCAAAUGAGAAAGAAAUAGUCUCAGUCACUCGCUUGGUUUAUAAUUUGUAUUUCUCUCUAGUCAGAUAAAAUUUGUUCUACAUCUGUCAUUUCUUUAAUAGCAUCUAGUAUCCAGUUUUUAAAUCAUGAAAUUACACAUUUCUGUCUUCCAAAAACACAUCUAUUACUCAUGAGAAGCUGUUUGUUCUUCAUAAAUAAUUCCAAAAUCUUGUUGAAAAAGUUUCAGCAUUCAAAAUUUAUAUAGAACUUUAUUUAUAACUUUCUAAGAUCAAAAUCUUAUCAGUUUUUUGCUCUUGAUUUCAAAUUCCAUAUGUUCUUAAGCUUGCAAUUAAUUUUUCUUUUGUUCAGAGUUGAAGUUAAUUCUCCCAACAAGACUUUUCAAACGUCAUUCUAAAGAUCUUUAACAGCUUUGAAGUUGUUGCAAUUUCCAAAGGUGAUAAGAAUUGAGGUUGCAACUUUGUGUCCUUUAAAAGGCCCCAUUACAGUUCCAAGCAAGAUGGGCAAUCCCUACAUGUCCCAGCCAUCAAAUCUACAGAAAAGCACUGUCUUGUGGUCUUCUCACCCGUGGGCAAUCUACUGUUCAUUCCUAUUCAAAGAAGUUUCCAGGAACUGGUCUACUCAUCAGUUCCUUGGUCUUUGCUGCUGUUGUUGGCACUUCAGUUCAUCAUUCAUCCCCCAGAAGUCCAGCUUCACUGUCUUUAAGAAGGCAGGUCAUGAAUUACCACAUACUGACUUACUUAGCUUAUUGUAAAGAAUUUAGCAUGGACCAUUGUCCCGCAAAUAUAAUAUAAUGCAAAAAAUACUUGUCAGAAAAUUGUUUUAUAGAUCACAUUGUAUCAACUUUGGGUCAACUUUACUCCUGGCUUCACAUCCCAUUUCAUACUUACUGAUUUUAAAUUUAUAAAGACAUUAAUGGUCACUAUAGCCAUUAUGUGUCAUUCCAUAUGAAACUGUUCUGUAAUUUGUAAUUGUCAUCAGAAGCUCUGGGAUACAUCUCAUCACUUUGAUAACAACUUAGUAGACCUUUUGGGUAGUUGCUAAAUUAUCUGCAUUGAACAUAUUGUCUCUCUCAAUUAUGAUAGAUUUAAUGUUGCUUUAAUGUUGCCUUUUUAAAAAUUUUGUGCACCUUACCCCUUAAUUUGAGAAUCAUUCUCAAUUGUUUGGCAUGUUAAUCUCUUCUUUUGUGUUUUAGGCUACCAUUAAUUUUAUAACGUAUUUUCAUGUACCUUAUCACAGACAUCACUUAAAUAAUAACAACAAAUAUAUUAAAAUGCCUGCUAUUUCUAGAGAAGUCACAAUGGCUAUUACACCCAGAAGCUGUUUGUCCUUUGAAUAACCAAGGAAUGUAUUGUUGUUUCUUUUUAUUGAAAAAGUUUUAAAAAAACAAAAACAUUUUCCCCUU
Messenger RNA from Ahaetulla prasina, 4806 nucleotides. It is a transcript of the gene KCNMB1, whose product is annotated as potassium calcium-activated channel subfamily M regulatory beta subunit 1. The record is from RefSeq and is a predicted model, not a curated record. Bases 164 to 781 code for a protein of 205 amino acids. NCBI's taxonomy places the organism in Eukaryota, Metazoa, Chordata, Lepidosauria, Squamata, Colubridae. Gene Ontology annotation, biological process: potassium ion transport; detection of calcium ion. The transcript has 4 exons. Gene Ontology annotation, molecular function: potassium channel regulator activity; calcium-activated potassium channel activity. Gene Ontology annotation, cellular component: membrane; voltage-gated potassium channel complex.